AUGGAUACCUUCCGCUUCCGCCUGAAUUGUCUCGACAACUACCAGGCAACACCGACAGAUCUCGAUCCAAUUUUGAGACGUGGUGCCGGUCCGUCGCAGAAGUCGCGUGAGGCAUCACCUCAAGUCCCGGUUAUCCGAGCAUUUGGCGCUACCGAGACUGGGCAGAAAGUGUGCGCGCAUAUCCAUGGAGCCCUGCCAUACUUGUAUCUCGAAUACACGGGUAGCUUGGAGAAGGAUGCUGUCAAUGUCUAUCUUCAAUCCCUUCGAGCCUCAAUUGACCAUGCCCUCGCCUUGACAUACCGCCGAAAUGCAUAUGACGGGAAGUCGGUCUACGUUGGCCAUAUCUCGCUAGUUAAGGGUGUGCCCUUCUUUGGAUACAAUGUUGGAUAUAAGACCUUCCUCAAGGUCUACAUGCUCAACCCCAUGCACAUGACUCGCUUCGUCGAUCUGCUGCACCAAGGAGCCAUCCUGAACCGAAUCUUCCAGCCAUACGAGAGUCACCUGCAAUACCUUUUGCAAUGGAUGUGUGACUACAACUUGUUUGGCUGUGACUAUAUCAAUUGCGCAAAGGUCCAGUUCCGCGGCCCCGUUCCGGACAGCGACGAGAUAGACACCAAAACGCACAAGUGGCACGAUGCGUCAGUUCCAGAAGCAUUCAUCACGGAAGACGAUCAGUACCCUCGCCAGAGCCACUGUACACUCGAAGUCGACAUCUGUGUACAGGACAUCCUGAAUCGGUACGAGCUCCAGUAUCGACCCAUCCACCAUGACUUCCUGGAGCGCUCAAGUCAAAUGCCAAGAAACCCAGACGACAAGUUUGUCCCGUCAAUGGCAGGGCUUUGGAGAGACGAGACACGUCGCCGGAAGCGGCAAAUGGGCCUCACUGAUACAGAAAGUAGCCCGUUCCCUGCCGAAGUGAUGGUUUCCAUGUCCGCGGACCCAAGGAACACAGACAAAGGUGGCUGGAUACACGAGGAGGAGUAUCGAGAGCUCGUGGCGAACCUGAUCGAAGAAGAAAAGAAGUACAAGGACGAGGUGAGCUUUGGCACCUUUGUGAAAGAAGUUCCCGGUCAAGAGAAGAUAAGAACGACUGUGGAAAGCGUGGAAGACCUGUAUCCAGAGAACCUUUCGAGUCAGCAAAUAGACGACUACGAGCAAGAGCAAGCGCCUGAGCCAGAACCACUGGGUGCUGAAGUCAAGAGUACCAUGACCUUAGUCAAUGCUCUGCCUUGUGGUGAUGAGCCACCUCGCAGCGUUGAGCAGCUUCCCGAUGCCAUCGUAAAAGCCGUCGAGGCAGACGAAGCAGGCCAAGAUGACCAGUCCGAUACUGAAGAACACCAGUCGCUUGACCCGCUGACGGUGUCCCUUCUGCGACAGUCGGGUGACGGGGAAACUUCUGAUGACCACUUCGACGAAGGCAUUGAUCUCGUCGAUCCCAGCGACGCAGGCAGUAUCGGUGACCCUAACAGUCCAUCUGCAGUACGCAAGAGGAAUUUUGAACCGGAGUUUGAGUCUCCACAAAAGCGCCAACGCGUCUUGAACUCUUCCCCUCUUACAGCAAGGAAGAUAUUCUUCAGUGAAAGACUCGAGAGACGUACGACGACGAGCACACCAAGAAAGAAUAUUCACGAUGAGCCUCGGCCUAGCCAAUCAUCUCAGACUAGCAUCAAGGCUCAAGGGCACGGAGGGCUGACGACUAUGUCAUUUCCAGUCGUGAAGAACUCGAACGACCCAAGGACGAAGUUAAGACUCAGUCAGGCGGGAUACUCGAAUUCACAAGAUCUGCCCAAGACACCUGGGUCUAAGCACCUCAUGGUUAGAGGGACACUGAUGACUCCUUUGACACCGUGGACACACCAGAAAACUUCGCCUGUAAGACCAAACAGCAGCGGAUCCCAGGCUGUUGCUGAGGCGUCGUCCUUGACCGAGCGUCUGGCAAAAUCUUUCCCGCACCAGAAUCCCACACUAUACUUCGGCACUGUGCCUCCGUCCUUCGAUAUGGUCAACGACACUAUGAUGCAUGCUGGUCUACCGCCUGUCAUCUUUCAAGACGCUUACUAUAGCAACGAGAAAGACGUUCCGGAUCGAGCUCGUGAGUAUGCUGGGCGUGAGUUCAAGCUACAGAGCACCACUUUACCAUACCUGCCCCCGUUCGACCCCACUGGCAAGAGUGCUGCAAACUUUGGUGAACAGAAGCCGAUCUUGGUCGACAAGAAGAAGGAACAGGCAAAGAGCAGAAUCAGGUCUCAGCGUUGCAGCUUGCGGAAUUGGGAGAUCGCAAAGCCGCCUCCGCCAUUAGAGGAAGUAGAGGAAUGGCUGGAAAACGAGACAACAAAAAACGCGCCUUCGAAAACGCCAUCCAAACGCAAAAAAGCAGAGACGCCUAAGCCACGGAAGGUCAAGUUCUUGGAUCACCUCUCACAGAUCGAAGGACCCACACAGAAGAACAAACACGGUUUCAAGUUCUCGCAAAAGCAGAAGUCGACCAGCGUGAAGCAUGAGACCCAGUACAUGAGCAUCAUGAGCCUGGAAGUGCACGUCAAUUCGCGAGGUGACUUUGUUCCAGACCCUGCGGAAGACGAGAUCCAAUGCAUCUUCUGGACAGUCGAAGGCGAAGAAAACGCGACGACAGAUCGACCUCGGACAGGAGUUCUUUGCCUCUCAGAGGAGAACGGUAUCGCUGAACGCAUAGCCAAGCAGGUUUCGGUUGAAGUAGAGUACGAAGAAGACGAACUAGACCUCAUUAACCGUAUCGUGGACAUCGUCUGGCAGUUCGAUCCUGACAUCCUCACUGGCUAUGAGGUACACAACAGCUCCUGGGGAUAUCUCAUUGAGCGUGCGCGGAUGAAGUUUGAGUACAACCUCUGCGACGAGAUCAGCAGAGUGAAGUCGCAGUCUCACGGCAGGUUUGGCAAAGACGCUGAUCGGUGGGGCUUUACUCAAACUUCAACCAUUCGAGUAACCGGACGUCAUAUGAUCAACAUCUGGAGAGCUAUGCGAGGAGAGCUGAACCUGCUCCAGUACACUAUGGAGAACGUCGUCUUCCAUCUUCUACACAAGCGAAUACCGCACUAUCAACAUUCGGACCUCACCAGCUGGUACCUCAGUACGAAGCCUCGCGAUCUGUCCAAAGUGCUCAACCAUUUUCUGUCUCGCAUCCAGCUCAAUCUUGACAUCCUACAAGCGAAUGAAGUCGUGCCGCGUACAAGCGAGCAGGCGCGUCUACUUGGUGUCGACUUCUUCUCAGUCAUCUCCCGAGGAUCGCAGUUCAAGGUCGAAUCCACUAUGUUCCGCAUCGCCAAACCUGAGAAUUUCGUUCUCAUCUCUCCAAGUCGUAAGCAGGUGGGCCAGCAGAAUGCUCUCGAGUGUCUGCCUUUGGUCAUGGAGCCCCAGAGCGCUUUCUACUCUAGUCCACUCCUGGUGCUGGACUUUCAGUCCUUGUACCCUAGUGUCAUGAUUGCGUACAACCUCUGUUACUCUACAUGCUUGGGACGCAUCACGAGCUGGCGUGGCCGCAAUAAGAUGGGGUUCAUCGACUUCAAGCGUGAGCCUCGAUUACUGGAGCUUGUAAAAGACAACAUCAACAUCACGCCAAAUGGCAUGAUGUACGUCAAGCCGGAGAUGCGAAAGUCGCUGCUGGCGAAGAUGCUGGGUGAGAUCCUAGAGACCAGAGUAAUGGUGAAGAGCGGCAUGAAGCAAGACAAAGACGACAAACCCCUCCAGCAACUCCUCAACAACAGACAGCUAGCACUAAAGCUACUAGCCAAUGUCACCUACGGCUACACAUCCGCCUCGUUCUCCGGCCGCAUGCCUUGCUCCGAAAUCGCAGACAGCAUCGUCCAAACCGGCCGCGAGACCCUCGAAAAAGCCAUCGCCCUCAUCCACGCGACCGAAAAAUGGGGCGCCGAAGUAGUCUACGGCGACACCGACUCACUCUUCAUCUACCUCAAAGGCCGCACGCGCGAUCAGGCCUUCACCAUCGGCGAAGAAAUCGCAAAAGCUAUAACCGACGCCAAUCCGCGGCCCAUAAAGCUCAAGUUCGAGAAGGUCUACCACCCCUGCGUCUUGCUCGCCAAAAAGCGGUACGUUGGAUUCAAGUACGAACACAGAAAUCAGACUGAGCCCGAGUUCGACGCGAAGGGAAUCGAGACAGUGCGGAGAGAUGGCACACCCGCGGAGCAGAAAAUCGAAGAACGCGCGCUCAAGAUCCUGUUCCGCACCGCCGACUUAUCGCAAGUGAAAUCAUACUUCCAGGAACAGUGCGCGAAGAUCAUGCAAGGCCGCAUCAGCAUUCAGGACUUCCUCUUCGCCAAAGAAGUCAAACUUGGCACCUACUCUGACCGCGGCCCCCCUCCACCAGGCGCAUUGAUUGCGACGAAACGCAUGUUGGCUGAUCCGCGCACAGAGCCGCAGUAUGGCGAGCGCGUGCCGUAUGUCGUCAUUACUGGGGCGCCGGGCGCGAGGCUGAUCGAUCGAUGUGUCGCGCCGGAAGUGCUGUUAGCAAACGACCAUCUGGAACUCGAUGCUGAGUACUACAUCUCGAAAAACCUCAUCCCACCCUUGGAGCGUAUAUUCAACCUCGUGGGCGCGAAUGUGAGGCAGUGGUACGACGAGAUGCCCAAGGUGCAGCGCAUGCGCAACAUCACUGUUCCGCUGCCGAACAAAUCGAACCCCAAUAUCGCCGGCGGUCAGACGAAUCUCAAGAAGACGCUGGAGAGCUACAUGAAAUCUUCCUCCUGCCUUGUUUGUCGCGCAAAACUCCCACCUCCACCAACAUAUCUGCCUGGUGUGGAACCGGAUGCGUUUGCGGUGCUGCCGCUUUGCGCGCAGUGUUUGAGGAGGCCGGCAAGGGCGCUGCUUACCUUGAAAGAAAGGAUAUGGAAGAACGAGGUUAUAUGCAAAGAGGUUGAUAUGGUGUGUCGCAGUUGUUCGGGACUGGCGUGGGGAGAGGAGAUCAAAUGCGAUAGCAGGGAUUGUCCGGUAUUCUACACGAGGAUCAGGGAGAAGAGUCGCCUUUCGAACCUGAGGGAGGGCGUUGGGAGGGUGGUGAAUGUGCUUGAGGAUGGUAUUCCUGAGGAAUUUGGAGAAAAGAAGGGACGGAGGAAAGGGAAGGGAAAGGGAAAAGGAAAGAAGAGUCGGGGAAGUGAGGGCCUGGCGUGGUAG
Macroventuria anomochaeta is the source of this 5163-nucleotide messenger RNA. RefSeq names its product DNA polymeras-like protein zeta catalytic subunit. The transcript is spliced from 2 exons. The coding region runs from base 1 to 5163 and encodes 1720 amino acids. Gene Ontology annotation, cellular component: zeta DNA polymerase complex; nucleus. Gene Ontology annotation, biological process: error-prone translesion synthesis; double-strand break repair via homologous recombination. The record is from RefSeq and is a predicted model, not a curated record. Gene Ontology annotation, molecular function: DNA binding; nucleotide binding; DNA-directed DNA polymerase activity. NCBI's taxonomy places the organism in Eukaryota, Fungi, Ascomycota, Dothideomycetes, Pleosporales, Didymellaceae.